UUGCUCAUUUGCUGUCUGUGGACAGCGUUGUGUAUUUUAUAGUAAUUUUGUUAAAAUAAAAUAUUUUUCUUUAACAAGUGUAAGCUUAUUUUUCACCAUGAGCAUGAACAGCAUGAAUGCGCUACCCGCGCAGCCUACGGGUAUUCAGAGUACUGCAGGAGCUGUACCGAUUCGAAAUGAAAAAGGUGAAAUAUCUAUGCAAAAGGUGAAGGUACAGAGGUACAUAUCGGGUAAAAAACCUGACUAUGCACAAGGUGCCUCAUCCUCAGAAGAGUCUGAUACUGAGGACUUCAUAGAACAGCAGAGACCAGAGCGGAGACAGCAGACAUUGCCACAAGUGAUCAGCCGAAAAGAUGACCACAGUGAUUCUGAGGGAGAGGUGGACGACCCGCGUCUCCGCCGGCUGCGGGUGGCCGCGCGCUCGCCGCCCCGCCGCGCCGAGCACAAGCCCGAGAUCAUCGACGCCGAACCAGAGGGAGAGUCUGCCUCCAGUGCUGAGGAGCAACAGGACAGCUCGGAGAGCGAGGAUGAGCUGGAUGAGGAGGAGAUCGAGAGGCGGCGGCAGGCGCUUAAAGCUAAACUUGCUGCUAGGGAGGCCGAAAGAGAAGUUCUGGGCAGAGAAGAAGAUGAAGAAAUGCUUGAUGGCGUCAAAGAGGAGAGUGGUUCUUCAGACACAGAGUACACAGACAGCGAAGAAGAUACUGGGCCAAGGGUGAAACCAGUGUUCGUCAGAGCUUCCGACAGAAUGACGGUGGCAGAACGAGAGCGUAAAGCGAAGCAGCAGAAGAAAGAAGAGUCAGAGGCUCGCAAGGAGAAGGAGGAAAGGAGAAGGGAAGCGUUGAAGUUAGUCGAAGAUACAAUCCGAUCUGAGCAAAGAAAUACACAGGCUGAGCAAAAAGAGGGCAACAUAAAUGACGUAUGUACCGAUGAUGAAAACGACGAGGUAGAAUACGAGGCGUGGAAACUGCGCGAAUUGAAGCGAAUUAAACGAGACAAGGAGGAGAGAGAGGCCGUUGAAAAGGAGUUGUUGGCCAUCGAGCGCAUGCGCAACAUGACGGAGGAGGAGCGGCGCGUGGAGCAGAGGCUGAACCCCAAACUGGUCACCAACAAGUCCGUCAAGGGCAAAUACAAGUUCUUGCAGAAGUAUUAUCACAGAGGUGCCUUCUAUUUGGACAAAGAAGAAGACGUAUUCAAACAAGACUUUUCGGGACCAACGUUGGACGAUCACUUUGACAAGACUGUUCUGCCUAAGGUGAUGCAAGUGAAGAAGUUCGGUCGGUCGGGCCGCACGAAGUACACGCACCUGGUGGACCAGGACACGACGGAGUUCGAGUCGGCGUGGGGCGGCGACGCGGCGGCCGCGCGCCGCGCCGGCCCGCGCCCGCUGCUCGAGCGGCCCUCCGCCAAGCGGACGCACACGGCGUAGCCGGCUUACUGACUGCUGUAUGUAUUCUGUAUCUUUAGAUACCUCAAUAAAACUAAAUCUACCCUCAAACGGCUCCUUAAGCCAGUUGAGGGUAGAAAACAUGACAUGAUCAAAUAAUGUAGGUUAAAGUCAGGUCGUUUGAUGACAGGUCCAGGCGGUUUUGCAUUUGGUUGGUUAACCAAUAAAUGUUGUAAAUACCCGAAAAUGUACAAAUUGUUUUAUUUGACUACCUAAAGAUACAGGGUAUAGGUGUAACAACAAUACUGGUGGUCCCUUUAAAGGCAUAUAACGUCGGUUAAGAGUAAACCUGCUAAAUCCAUUUUUGAAAUUUAUUUAUUUUUAAAUUUAAUAGGCGGGUCCACACCGCAUAAAACAGCCAGUGUAUACGUGCCGCUCUCUAUGUACACUCGCCUAUUCUGUAUAAAACUAGGUACGAAUUUCACUGUUUUCAAAAAUAGAUUUGACAGCUUUAAACUCUUAGCCAACGAUAAGUCAAAAUUCUUUACGGUGUCUUGUUUCUGACCACUCCGUCACGCUUAUAUUUUUGUUUUUUUUUUUCAAAUAAAUAAAAAAAGUUGUGUGCGCAUGUCUUUCUAGCGGUAGAUUGGAAUUUACUUGAGAUAAAUUAAAAACUUUUCGCCGCAUACAAAAAACUCUACACCGUCACAUUUUUUUGGAAAAAAAAAAAACAACAAAGAAUUUUGAUCCAUAUUCGAUAUCAUGUUCUGAUUAGGAAAAAGUAGAAGAAAACUUUUUGACAUUAAAAAAAAAUGUUUUUUCGAUGCGGCAGAUCAGGUCGUUAAACUGGCCAAAGUGGCCAACCUACCAUACAAAGGCCAACAAUGUUUCGUUUGAAAAAAAAUUGUUUCUACUUUUUCCCUUUAACGGAUCCCUAUUAUUUUUGUUACACCCUGUAGAUAAAUUAAAAUGAAUUUAGGAUAACUGUAUAAUUAAGUGACAGAGGUGUGUGUGCUAGCAUAGGAAGUGACGUAACAUCGGUUUUCAUCGCGACUCAAGUGUGAUACUCGUAUUGUCAAUAAAAAUCACGAAAUUAAUAUAAGAAUUUAGAAUU
Messenger RNA from Cydia pomonella (codling moth), 2498 nucleotides. It is a transcript of the gene Mfap1, whose product is annotated as microfibrillar-associated protein 1. Gene Ontology annotation, biological process: mRNA splicing, via spliceosome. Gene Ontology annotation, molecular function: RNA binding. The coding region runs from base 98 to 1426 and encodes 442 amino acids. Lineage: Eukaryota; Metazoa; Arthropoda; Insecta; Lepidoptera; Tortricidae. Gene Ontology annotation, cellular component: U2-type spliceosomal complex. The record is from RefSeq and is a predicted model, not a curated record. The transcript has 9 exons.